UGUAGAUGCACUUGAGGACACUUGGAGCAACAUUUUUUAUAGAUUUGAAUAAUAGGAAGAUCUGCGAUGGCCAACCACAAUGGUUUGAUUACUGAUGUGGAUCUGAGGAGUCAUGAAAACAACUUGGUUCAUCGCACCAGGGAGAUUGAUAGGGAGCGCCUGAUUGUCCGCAGGGGUCAGUCCUUUUCCAUAACUUUACAGUGCUACAAGUCUUUGCCCCCGAAACACCAUCUCGAACUGAUCCUGCACCUUGGAAGUAAAGACGAGUUGGUGAUAAAAGUUCAGAACGGCCGUGGGGCCGGGGUCAAGUGGUGGUUUAAGCAGCAGAGAGUGCAGGAUGAAAUGUUGCUAACUCUGCACAGUCCAGCGGACGCUAUCAUUGGCCAUUACCACAUGACUGUGUUGAUGAUGUCACCUGAUGGACACAUUUUAGAGAAAACGGAUACAUUCAGUUUCCACCUGCUCUUUAACCCUUGGUGCAAAGAUGAUGUAGUGUACCUUCCUGAUGAGAGUCUCCUUCAGGAGUAUGUUAUGAAUGAAGAUGGGAUCAUAUUCAUGGGCACCUGGGAUAACAUCAACAGUAUUCCCUGGAAUUAUGGACAGUUUGAGGACUAUGUGAUGGACAUCUGUUUUGAAGUCCUUGAUAAUUCCAAGGAUGCCCUGAAAAACUCAGAAGUGGACAUUAAGCAGAGAUAUGACCCUAUCUACGUCAGCCGGAUGGUGACUGCAAUGGUGAACUCUAAUGGAGAUAGGGGAGUGUUGACCGGUCGCUGGGACGACUCGUACAGUGGCGGAGUCGCACCAAACAAAUGGACCGGCAGUGUGCCGAUCCUCCAACAGUGGAGCAAGGCCGGGGCAAGAGCGAUCAAAUAUGGCCAGUGCUGGGUGUUUGCUGCCGUCGCCUGCACAGUGCUGCGCUGUCUGGGAAUCCCAACACGCCUCAUAACCAACUUUUCUUCAGCACAUGAUGUUGAUGCAAACCUCUCAAUAGAUGUCCUGCUGAAUGAAAAACUGGAAAGCCUUGACGGGAGAAACAAGAGAGACAGUAGCUGGAACUUCCACUGUUGGGUCGAAUCCUGGAUGAAGAGAGAUGAUCUCCCCAAAGGAAAUGAUGGCUGGCAGGUUUUGGACCCCACCCCUCAAGAAUUUAGUGAUGGUGAGUUUCGCUGUGGUCCGUGUCCAGUGACAGCCAUCAAGGAGGGAAAUCUGGGAGUUAAGUAUGACACUCCUUUCGUAUUUGCUGAGGUGAAUGCAGACAUCGUCUACUGGAUCGUCCAUGAAGAUGACCAGCGGCAGAGGAUCAGAGUGGAUCAGGCAAGUGUGGGGAGGAACAUCAGCACCAAAAGUGUUUAUGGCGACUACAGAGAUGAUGUCACUCAACACUAUAAAUAUUCAGAAGGCUCAAAGAAGGAGAGAGAGGUGUACGAGAAGGCGGGACACCGGGUCACAGAGCCGACCAAUGAGAUCACAGAACAAGGACAACUGAAGCUGUCAAUCAAGCCUUCCAGGCCUGUACUUGGGACAGACUUUGAUGUGAUUGUUGAGGUGAAGAAUGAAGAAGCCAGAGAAGCUCAUGCUCAGCUCACCAUUCUGGUCACGGCUGUAACUUACAGUUCUCUACACCAGGGAGAGUGCAAAAGACAAACAAUGAGUGUGACGGUGCCAGCUCACAAAGCCCACAAGGAAGUGCUGCGUCUGCACUAUGAUGACUAUGUUGGGUGUGUUCGCGAUCAUCAUCUGAUCAGGGUGAAAGCCUUGCUAGAGGCUCCAGGGGAGAAUGAACCCAUCAUGGCUAUGGCCAACAUCCCGAUGAGUAUGCCUGAACUACUUGUAGAGGUGCCUGGGAAGGCUGUAGUAUGGAAACAAGCGACUGCCUUCAUCUCCUUUACCAAUCCUCUACCAGUUCCUCUGAAGAGUGGCGUGUUCACUGUGGAGGGGGCCGGCCUUCUGUCUGCCACUGAGAUCUAUGUUAAAGGGGCUAUAGCUCCAGGCCAGAAAGUGUCGGUCAAGCUCUCGUUCUCUCCCUUGCGGAAAGGGGUCAGGAAGCUACUGGUGGACUUUGACUCAGACAGGCUGAAGGAUGUGAAGGGAGUUGCCACUGUGAUUGUCCGCAGAAUAUAACCCGCUGUAAUUCCUGGAUGUCUUUUAAAAAAAAGUAGAAGUGAAUGAACCAAUGUAUUAUGAGAUGAAUCAACAUUUCAUGGAUGAAAGAGGAGGAACUCCCCAGUUUAAAUAUAGACCUUAUUGGCAAAUAAAUACCAGACACGGAGUUAGUUAACCUUAAAGCCACUAUAUAAUAAACUUAAAUAUCUCUGACUUUGCAUUAUGUCUGGCACUAGAAGCCUGCAUUGAAAUGCACAGAAAGACGGCCUUUAGAUGAUAGACUAAACAUUGGUUUUUUUUAUGUUUCUCCUCUGUAAAAUUUCUGUUAAUUCUUACUUGACUACAUGGCCAUGUUUUUUCCUGUCUUCAUUCCCUUAACCUCGUACAAAGAGCUGUGUUUUAGACCCUGAUUGUGAAAUUAAAAGAAACAUAACCAUCAGGGCCCUCACUCUUGAGCUGCAGGGUUAACAUAUUGUGCUUUGUUGGUUGUACUUGUGGAAAAUUAUCUGCUGUAUGUUUUGAUUCUUAAUUACCUUUUUUGCACUGUUUCCAAUCCCAUUUAAGUUUAAACAUGAUUGGAAGAAACUAUAUUUUUUUCAUUAAAUUAAAUCCUAAAUGUAUGUUUUUUGUUAUAAUCUUGUGUGUUCAAGCUGUUAUGAUAAACACUGCCGGCCAAAAACAAAGGUCACAAGCCUGUGGGGGCAGUGCUAUGAUCUGGGGUUGCUGCAGUUGGUCUGGUCUAGGUUCAGCAACGUUAUGUGCCCAAAGAAUGAGGUCAGCUGACUACCUGAAUAUACUGAAUGACCAGGUUAUUCCAUCAAUGGAUUUUUUCUUCCCUGAUGGCACGGGCAUGUUCCAAGAUGACAAUGCCAGGAUCCAUCAUAGCAAAUGCGUGCCGUAAUCAAAGCUAAAGGCGGUCCAACA
Eleginops maclovinus (Patagonian blennie) is the source of this 3027-nucleotide messenger RNA. RefSeq names its product transglutaminase 2, like (gene tgm2l). The transcript is spliced from 15 exons. The coding region runs from base 67 to 2121 and encodes 684 amino acids. Gene Ontology annotation, biological process: peptide cross-linking. Gene Ontology annotation, molecular function: protein-glutamine gamma-glutamyltransferase activity. The record is from RefSeq and is a predicted model, not a curated record. Gene Ontology annotation, cellular component: mitochondrion. NCBI's taxonomy places the organism in Eukaryota, Metazoa, Chordata, Actinopteri, Perciformes, Eleginopidae.